CCUUGUUUUCCUUUUUAAGGAAAGAGAGGUCCCUAGCUUUCAGCCAACAUGCUUAACCAGGUGUCGCCCUAAGUGGUUGCAGCCUUGGGUUGGUUUUGAGCGACAAGAUCAAACAGCCAAAAUGUCUGCAACGCUAGAUUUGGAAAAAGGAUGCACGGUGGAUGAAUUGCUACACGGAUGCAUUGAAGCCUUUGAUGAUGAGGGCAAGGUUCGGGACCCCCAGCUGGUCCGCAUGUUUCUCAUGAUGCAUCCGUGGUACAUCCCGUCUUCGGAGCUGGCUGCGAAACUGCUUCAGAUUUACCAAGAGUCUCGUGGGUCAAAAAACAGCUCCUUGCCGGUGAAAACUUGCCAUCUAGUCAGGUACUGGAUCUCAGCUUUCCCUGCAGAAUUUGACCUCAACCCAGAACUGGCCGAGCAGAUCAAAGAGUUGAAGGAACUUCUCGGACGGGAAGGGAGCCGCCGACACAGCAACCUUAUUGAUAUCGAGAGCGUCCCAACUUACAAGUGGAAGAGACAAGUUACACAACGCCACCCCGUGGCACAGAAGAAGCGCAAGAUGUCACUGCUUUUUGACCACCUGGAGUCGGGGGAGCUGGCAGAACAUCUCACCCACCUUGAAUACCACUCCUUCAGCAAAAUCCUGUUCCAGGACUACCACAGUUUUGUUAUGCACGGCUGCACGGUGGACAAUCCCAUCCUGGAGAGAUUCAUCACCCUCUUCAACAGUGUCUCCCAGUGGAUUCAACUCAUGGUGCUUAGCAAACCCACCGCUCAGCAGCGGGCCCAAGUCAUCACACGCUUUGUCAUGGUGGCCCAG
Python bivittatus (Burmese python) is the source of this 817-nucleotide messenger RNA. The record is from RefSeq and is a predicted model, not a curated record. NCBI's taxonomy places the organism in Eukaryota, Metazoa, Chordata, Lepidosauria, Squamata, Pythonidae.